Molecule: messenger RNA, 192 nt
Organism: Notodromas monacha
Lineage: Eukaryota; Metazoa; Arthropoda; Ostracoda; Podocopida; Cyprididae
Source: the annotation of a GenBank genome assembly
AUGGUUUCUAUAGUCGACAGGCUGUGCUCCGUGGUCAUGUCGGUGAUAAUCCCGAGUGUAACGCUUCGGAAUGGAGCCAAAAUGCCCAUGAUUGGACUGGGAACAUGGCUUUCGAACCACGUUGACGUGCGUUCUGCCGUUGAAUCUGCUUUGGAAGCCGGCUACAGACACAUUGAUACUGCGUACGCGUAG